This is a messenger RNA of Nicotiana attenuata, 868 nucleotides long. RefSeq names its product bypass of stop codon protein 1-like. The coding region runs from base 80 to 724 and encodes 214 amino acids. The transcript has a single exon. The record is from RefSeq and is a predicted model, not a curated record. NCBI's taxonomy places the organism in Eukaryota, Viridiplantae, Streptophyta, Magnoliopsida, Solanales, Solanaceae. Gene Ontology annotation, molecular function: enzyme inhibitor activity.
CUCAAAUUUCCACCACUUUCUAUUCUCCAUUGUCUUUUUCAUCUUCUUAGUUUCUCUUCUAAAUUAUAAAAGAAAGACAAUGGCCUUUUGUACCCAAAUAUUUCUUGUCUUCGCCAUUUCUUUCUUCCUUACAACCCUCCCCUCUAAGGCAUACAAAAAUUACCCCACUCCAUCACCUGCCCUUUCCCCACAACAGUCUUCGUCCUCGUCCUCGUCCUCAUCCUCGACCACGGCCUCAUCUUCUGUCUCUGCCUCUGCCUCGACCUCGGCCUCUUCAUUGUCAAUCCUAACUGCCUCUGUAACCUCUGCAACAACUUUUGAAAUUCCAAAAAACAUCCCCGUUGUCUCAACGGGGGAUGUCUCGAUAUUUGUAAAAGCUAUCAUGGACGCAACAAUGUCCAAGACCGACGAAUUUAUUAGCAAAGUGAUUGACAAACGUUUGGCUGAACCAAACACAGACAUUUAUGCUAAGGAUUGUCUUGAGACAUGCAAGUCUGUGUUUGAAGAUGCAAAGGAUGCAAUGAAGAGGACUGAGGAAGAUGUGAAAGCAGGAAAUAUGUACAAAGCGAAUGUGGAUGUUAGUGCCAUGUCAACAAACAUUGAUACUUGCAAUGAAUGUGCUACUUCUAUAUAUGGAUUUGAUCCUGAGUUCAAGAAAUUUGACAAUUGGGCACAAGGGAUUGCUAGUGAUUGCCUUGAUAAGAUUACUGGCCAAAGCAGUUAAAUAUUUCAAGAGUUUAUUAUCAUUCCACUUCUAUAUGUUGUACUUUGGGCUGUAAUCAUGAAAAGAUUUGGCGAUGAAUAAUCUUUUAAUCUACACGUGGAAUUAAUGAAGGAACAAUAUAAUUAAUAGUGUUUGAUCUUUUAA